UGAGCAAUUUUAAAAUGUCAAGACUAACUCGUCAGUAUAAUACUGGAGCUAAUUGCGAAUUUAUGUUCUAUUCCGAGUGUUUAAAAUAAUAGUAGAUAUGUACCUACAUGAUAAUUUGUAGUGAACGUCGCUUCGUGUGAAUUUAUAGGCUAUUCAACAGUGUUGAGAAAUUGAACACCAUCGAUUAAAACAUUGCCAUCAUAGAGAGUAUCAAAUUGUUCAAUUAAAAAAAGGCAGAAAAACACCAAGCCAAGAUGUCACCUGAAGAACCAUUUUGUGGACAAACAUUACUGACGAUUGGAACAUACUACAAGAGGAAUAUCAGCGGUUACAUUGAUUUGCCAACAUGCAUAAUUGGUUUGAUUUUCAAUAUACUCAACUUGGUGAUAUUCACAAGGAAAAGCAUGCGCUCACAGAUCAACCUGGUAUUUGCAAACCUAUCCUUGGUAGAUUUGCUCACAUUAUUAACACUGAUUCCAAUUUCAUGGCAACACAUUACCGAACGCAAUGUCAACGUUGAUGGAGAAAGUAGUUACGGACAAGCACUAUUUUUCAUCGCCUGCCACGAUUUUAUGGCCACUUUUCACUUCAUAUCAGCAUUCCUCACGGUGAUGUUGGCCAUAUGGAGAUACAUAGCUGUGGUGCAUCCCUUCACAGGAUGGCCUCGAUGCAAUAUGAAAACUACACGAAAUGUGGUUGCUGCUGUUUACAUAACGGGUAUCUUGCUCAAUAUGCCGAUGUAUUUGUCCCGUGAUAUUUUCAUCAACAGAGAUAACAAUACAAUUACUUACGUACCUAGUUUCAAAAGAGAUUCUAUUCUCUUCACAACCGGAUUCGCCAUCAGAGGAGUGCUGCAGUACUUGCUGCCAUCGGUUUUGCUGCCGAUAUUCAGUUUCAAACUGGUUGUGGUCCUAAUGACGAGAAAAGAAUCUCAAGAACAAUCAACUCCAUCUUCAAAUGUACAGAAUUACGCAAGAAAGCUCAACUUGAAACAACAAAGCGAUCGAUCAAUCAUCAUAUUGUUGAUAGUAAUAGUACUAUUUUUUAUUACAAAGGUUCCAUCUGGAAUACUCUACUUGAUGUCCAUAAUUUAUGAUAGAACCAUUCAUAAUCGUAAAUGUUUUUUUGGUCUGAGAGCAAUAUUUAGUACAUUGACGGUGAUUAAUAUGUCAGUCACAUUUGUGUUAUAUUACACCAUGAGUCAAAAUUUUAGAAUCACUUUCAGAUCCCUGUUCAAAAAGGAUGAUAGUUCAUCUCUUAAUGAAGAUAUGUAAUGCGAAAAAUUUUAGAUAAAACUGAAGCAUUGGCGUAUUUUCCCGCAUUUAUACCAUUAUGUACGAUAAACAUAGCUCAA
Molecule: messenger RNA, 1354 nt
Organism: Planococcus citri (citrus mealybug)
Lineage: Eukaryota; Metazoa; Arthropoda; Insecta; Hemiptera; Pseudococcidae
Product: G-protein coupled receptor dmsr-1-like
Exons: 2
Coding region: 255-1274 (339 amino acids)
Biological process (GO): G protein-coupled receptor signaling pathway
Cellular component (GO): plasma membrane
Molecular function (GO): G protein-coupled peptide receptor activity
Source: RefSeq, a predicted model, not a curated record